UUAUGUUUCAUGAAUUGCACGAAUUAACUCACUCAAGUAAAUUUCACUUCCCAAAACUAAAUAACUUGUCACACGAGGAUUGAUCGCACUCUAUAAUCAAUAAACCACGAAUAACCAACUGGGGUAUCAACUCUUGCAGACAAAGAAAGCCAUCCGUCUUCCCAUCCACUCGAACCCACGAGAUUUGAAACACAGACAUCAUAGUCUCAGAACCUCACCUCUUCACCUGCGCUACCUAAUACUUUCUUACCUUCACAAACACAAAUCUACCAUUCAAAAUGUCGGAUGCAUACGAGCGCGAACGUCAAAACAAUUCUCGUCUCAAUGAACUAUCAGCAAAAGUGUCGGCAUUGAGAGGCGUUACGGUGGAUAUAUAUGAUAAUGCUAGAGCGCAAGAUGUUAUUGAUAAUACUUCUGAUACCUUCUCCAGCAUGUCUUCCUCCCUCAAAGGAUCCGCUUCGCGUCUAGGCCGUAUGGCUUCCUCCGGAAAUAAGGUCGCUAUAAUGAAACUCAGCGGAAUGAUUAUUGGGUGCGUGAUGAUUUUGUGGUUCUUAUGGGGACUGUUUGUUUAAACGAGGGAUCGGAAGCUUUACAUGAUGGAAAAGGGGAGAUGGAAGAUCAAACCUGGAAGGCAUAGGCAAGGUCAAUUUUUGAACUUGUGAGAUGCAGCGCAAGAAUGACAACGUAUCUGAAAUUGAGCGUCCAAAUUCAAUAGCGCUUGAGAAGAGAAACGGGAAUGAAGGGAAGAAACAGAGACUGAGACAGAGCACGGAAGGAAGGCAUUGUAUUAUAUGUAUGGGCAGGACAUUGGCAGAUAUAUUAAACUGUGGCUGUGGCAUUGUAAUGGGCGUUAUUGGUUGCAUAUACUAUGACGGUUGACCGGGUCAGGAUACAUGGCGAUAUUUCGUAGCAUGGUUGGUUGUUGCUUUCAGGGGUGAGAUGAAUAUACGCGAGAAUUGUAUAGAAACGCUUCAAACUUAAAUUGCGCCUU
This is a messenger RNA of Botrytis byssoidea, 991 nucleotides long. RefSeq lists its product as uncharacterized. The coding region runs from base 279 to 572 and encodes 97 amino acids. The record is from RefSeq and is a predicted model, not a curated record. The transcript is spliced from 2 exons. Gene Ontology annotation, biological process: intra-Golgi vesicle-mediated transport. NCBI's taxonomy places the organism in Eukaryota, Fungi, Ascomycota, Leotiomycetes, Helotiales, Sclerotiniaceae.